AUGGAUUGCAAGGCAGAGAUUUUAUCUUGCAAUGAUUCUCGAGGUAUUAGAUUCCUUGGCAACCUUGUAAAGAGCAUUGUAAGAGAGAGUCCUGCAGUUAGAGCGGUUCACAAGUUAAAGGAAAAAGUUAAGUUAUUUGCAUUACAAAAACAAGAGUUAUGGGACGAAGGGACAGUCAGAAUUGGGAAAAAAUGCCUUGGUCAUGGAUUCAAGAAAGUCAAAGAAUCAGAAAUCAAACAUCUUGCUGACAGUCACUCGAUAUUGAGCCAGAUUUCACACUUUCGUAAACCUGGAAUGGAAACUGAUCAUUGGUAUAAAGUCUUACUAAAGAUAUGGAUGCAAGACAUUGAUGCGAAAUAUGCYGAGAGUGAAGAAUCUAUCUUAUCCAAUUUUAUCACUGAAAAAGCACUACCUCAAGACCUAAAAGAUUCUUUUUGCACAUUUCAAAAGCAUGCCAAAAAAUAUGUUUCUUCUGAGACUACAUCUACUCUUGCUCUUUUGCCUGAAUCUAUCAGCUCUUCUGAAGUAGUCUCCAUCAGAGAAGUUCUUGCCCCACUGAAAGCUAUAAGGACGUGUCUCCAACGAUAUGGAAUGACAACUUCUGAAGGAUUCCCUCGUGCAUGUCAUAUGCUUCUUKUACUAGACCAUGAUCAUAUUAUUGAUUGGUUCUCUGGUAUAGUUCAUCGGUGGCUUAGAUGGUAUCGUUUAUGUAAUAAUUUUGUUGAAAUAAAGCUCUUUAUUACUGAGCAAGUAAGAAAAUCUUGCAUUCGUACACUAGCAAUGAAGUACAGGCUACAUGAGUCUGAGAUAGAGCGGAAAUUUGAUUUAGAUUUGAGCAGACUCCCAUCAACUGAAGAGAUUGAAAAUGAGAYACUGGUAUCUGAGGACACWUGUUAUGAUGAGGGACUUUUCUAUGGGAUUCCUUAUAGUGGUUUGUGUUUACUAUCGUUGGCAAGAAUAGUAAGCGACUCCCGACCAUGUACAUGUUUUGCAAUAGGCUGUAGGUCUGCAGCACCAUGUGUUUACACCAUCCAUGUUAUGCAACGACAAAAGUUUCCKGUUUGGAAAACAGGAUUUURUAGUUGUAUCCAUCCCAGUAUACAAAGAAGGCGAAUUGGGUUAUGUAAGCAGCAUUUGAAGGAUCUGUAUCUUGGUCAUAUAUCUCUUCAAUCUAUUUGUUUUGGU
Cynara cardunculus var. scolymus (artichoke) is the source of this 1185-nucleotide messenger RNA. RefSeq names its product nuclear intron maturase 4, mitochondrial. The record is from RefSeq and is a predicted model, not a curated record. The annotation marks the transcript as partial. Gene Ontology annotation, biological process: mRNA processing. Lineage: Eukaryota; Viridiplantae; Streptophyta; Magnoliopsida; Asterales; Asteraceae. The transcript has a single exon.